Messenger RNA from Cygnus atratus (black swan), 2163 nucleotides. It is a transcript of the gene KCNE4, whose product is annotated as potassium voltage-gated channel subfamily E regulatory subunit 4. NCBI's taxonomy places the organism in Eukaryota, Metazoa, Chordata, Aves, Anseriformes, Anatidae. Gene Ontology annotation, cellular component: membrane. The record is from RefSeq and is a predicted model, not a curated record. The coding region runs from base 83 to 574 and encodes 163 amino acids. Gene Ontology annotation, biological process: ventricular cardiac muscle cell action potential; negative regulation of delayed rectifier potassium channel activity; regulation of heart rate by cardiac conduction. Gene Ontology annotation, molecular function: potassium channel regulator activity; voltage-gated potassium channel activity involved in ventricular cardiac muscle cell action potential repolarization; delayed rectifier potassium channel activity. The transcript is spliced from 2 exons.
UGGGAGAGGAAAGGUCUCUUGAGCUUUGCAAAGGGAGGAAUUAUUUGCAUACCGACGCUUUAGCUGUGGUAAUACAGUUUCCAUGCUGAAGAUGGACCAUGCAAACAUGACCUCAGCCAUGCUUAAUGCCGAAUCCCGCAACACAGAGAAGAACAACAGCAACGAGUAUUUCUACAUUCUGAUCGUCAUGUCUUUCUAUGGGAUCUUCCUGAUAGGGAUAAUGCUGGGCUACAUGAAAUCCAAAAGAAAAGAGAAGAAGUCUAAUUUGCUUCUGCUCUACAAAGAUGAGGAGAGAGAAUGGGGGGAAGUUGUGAAGCCUCUACCAACCAUAUCAGGGCUGAAGUCUGUCCAGAUCCCCAUGAUGCUGAACAUGCUGCAGGAGAGCAUGGUGCCAUCCCUGUCCUGUGCCAUCUGCUCGAUGGAAGGCAGCAGCGUGAGCUCCGAGUCCUCGUCCCCAGACGUGCACUUCACCAUCCAGGAGGAAGUGCUGGAUGCUGAGCUGGGGGAAGUGUCAGAAACACUCCUCAAUGAGAGCAGCGAGGGCUCUGCAGAAAACAUCCACAAGAACUCCUAGCACCUGCCGGGCUCCCUUGGUCAGCAGCCGAAGCAUGAGUGGAGCUCCCACUAAGAACUUGUGGUUCAACUUUCCUGCUCUCCAGUAACUCUACCAGUAUCUGUGCCCUGGGGCCCGAGGCUUUUCUGAAAGCUAGCAGGACAAGGAAGCAGUGGUACCAAGCUCCAAAAUGUAACUUGCACAUAAUUGGGAUGCUUAAUGUUAUUUUUUCCAUUAUUAUUUCCUACCAUAAGAGCUAAGAACAAGGAGGAUAUAUAUACAUAGAUAUAUAUUUUCCAAUGAGGUAACUAUUCCUGGCAUAUCUCUGCAUAUUUCAGAAUUCUGAAAAUAUCUGGGAAACGUUUAGAGAAGUUACCCUAGCACAAGAGCCUGACUGUAAAAGAUGAUGGUGAUGCUCAUUCACACAAAACUGUGAUAGACUAGAAUUAAUUUUACUGUGUUUUUUUUCUAUAACAAACUACACCCAACAGCAGAUUUGUUCAAUGGCCUCAAAGGCUGCAACUUUGUUGAUGCUGGUGUUGAAGGAAGAUUGAUGCAUGGCUGGAGACUGACUUUAGGCACAGAAAGAAUGAAAGAGGGGAACAAAAAAGCAAAGGAGACCCUGUAUUUCCAGGAGGUUUGUAAAGCCUAGGUUCAGAUCCAUGCCACUACAUCUGUCUUUGCUUAAGUUGUACCUGUGCUGGCUGGUUCAUGUAUGCCAACUUCUGCUGCAAUCUACCUAUUGACUCAGCUAAUAGUAGGGUAUUUUUUUCUUUUGUAUUUUUUAAAGACAUGUACAUUUGAUCACCAAAGGCAAAGAUCUGUAAGUUAAAAAAAAAAAACAAUCAAAAGAUCUUUGUUACAAGGUGCAAGAUCUAGAAAGGCUUGAACAAAUGCUGCUCUUUUACAUCCCUUGAAAAAUGGGUGGAAUUCAGAAUAGAAUUUAACCCAACAGGGGUGAAAUCCUGGCCCCACUGAAGUCACCAGCAAAAUCCUACUUACUUCAGGGGACAGGCACAAGAUUUUGUGUUUCUCUGUUGUAGUCAUAUUCUCCAUCUGAGGUCAGUAAAACUGUACCCAUUUACAUCACUAAAUAAUCUGGCCUUUCUGCUCUAUUUAAGCCAGUGUAGAUAAACAUUGCAUUAUCUCUCUUUUUUUUUUUUUUCCAUCUCGCAUGUGACAUAUGCGUUUCUCUAAAGUCAUUAGUAACUAGUUUUUAAAACUACCACAAACUUCCCCCCGUAAUUUAAUGGUACUGUGGUUUUUCAAAUGCUCAUGAACUUAGUUACUAAAUUAUUGCACUGUUAAAAGAAGUAAUGUUAAUAUUGUAGCAAUGUAUGGUUAUUUCAAUCAUACCUUAUAUUUUAUAGUAACUUAUUACUAUGUUUGGAUUAGUUCUGAAGCAUGAGGGCUAAAGAGCCUGAAUCUACAGUGUUGCAUAGCAAAAAUGCUUGCAAAAUGUCUCCAGAUAUUUCCUGUGUUAAAAUAGCUCUGUGAUUUAUCCACUGGCAUUAGAGCUUGAGAGACAGCUUGAAAAAUGAGUGCUGAAGAGCAGGAACAAGCUGAGGCGAGAGUCUGCUGUCUGCCUGCCGUUUCGUUUCAGAGGGAGA